Messenger RNA from Atta colombica, 603 nucleotides. RefSeq names its product histone-lysine N-methyltransferase SETMAR-like. The record is from RefSeq and is a predicted model, not a curated record. The transcript has a single exon. Gene Ontology annotation, molecular function: nucleic acid binding. NCBI's taxonomy places the organism in Eukaryota, Metazoa, Arthropoda, Insecta, Hymenoptera, Formicidae. The coding region runs from base 1 to 603 and encodes 200 amino acids.
AUGUUGGGAACUGUUUCGGCAAUGAUUCUAAAGAAAACAGCCGUUUAUGAGUGGCAUGAACGCUUCAAAAGUGAUCGUGAGUCUGUCGAGGAUGACGAACGCAGUGGCAGGCCGUCGACAUCGAAAACCGACGAAAACAUCAAUAAAGUGAGAGAAAUGUUGAUCAAUAACCGCAAAUUAACUAUCAGAGAGUUGGCAGAAGACUUAAACAUUGCUUAUGGAUCCAUUCAGGACAUUGUAGUUAAUGGUUUGGGUUUGCGCCGUGUUGCUGCAAAGUUGGUCCCGAAGGAACUGAAUUUCAUGCAAAAAAGGGACCGCGUUGUCAUCGCCAAAGACAUGAUUUCUAAGGCUAAAUCCGACCCAACAUUCAUCAAACGCAUCAUUACUGGAGACGAGACGUGGGUUUAUGAGAACGACACGCAAUCCAGACAUCAGGCGAGUGAACAAAAAGCUUCAAAUGAACCAAGACCAAAAAAACCACGUCGUUUUCAAUCGAAAAAUAAAGCGAUGCUCACGGUUUUCAUGGAUUACAAUGGUAUUGUACAUCACGAAUUUUUACCAGAAGGUCAGACAGUUAAUAACUUAGUAGUAGAGUAUUAUUAG